AUGAAAAAUAAAUUGGAAGGUGAAUUUAAAUCUAGUGAGAGGUUUACCGGAGAUCUGUCGGUAAACGUAGUAAGGCAACAAGCACCGAAAUCUCGACGCGAAUCCAUGGCCCCUAAGAUUGUGGUGUGUCCUCCAGUUGAAGAAAUGACUGAACCCGCGGCAGCACCUCGAGGAUCCCGCCUGCUCAAAGCGUUGAGUCGGCGGCUCUCUCGCCGCAAAUCCGAUGACGACUCUUUAGGAAGCUCCAGCAGCAACGAAAGUAUGUCAUGUGAUACCGGCCGAAGUGAUGACCCUUCAUCCUGCUCAACCAGCGACUCUGGCGACGAAUCUGACCGACGAAGACGUCACAGAUCAACGGUGUCGUUGAGGCGAGUUUUUCAAAACUUCAGUAUAUCAAGUCGGUCACAAUCAUCUUCACCAAGUGACCGCCACCGCCAGCCCAAGAAGCAAACCCAGCCAAAACGAAUUCUUCGGCCCCCAGUCACCUACACAUACGUACGAGGGCUAUCCGGCUUGCCAACACAGCGGGUGCCUCGUCAUACAGUUUAUUGCGCUUCCGUGGGUCUCAACCGAUAA
Messenger RNA from Pieris macdunnoughi, 576 nucleotides. The record is from the annotation of a GenBank genome assembly. Lineage: Eukaryota; Metazoa; Arthropoda; Insecta; Lepidoptera; Pieridae.